This is a messenger RNA of Penaeus monodon (black tiger shrimp), 530 nucleotides long. Its product is annotated as U-scoloptoxin(01)-Cw1a-like. Gene Ontology annotation, molecular function: chitin binding. The record is from RefSeq and is a predicted model, not a curated record. Gene Ontology annotation, cellular component: extracellular region. The coding region runs from base 1 to 405 and encodes 134 amino acids. NCBI's taxonomy places the organism in Eukaryota, Metazoa, Arthropoda, Malacostraca, Decapoda, Penaeidae. The transcript has a single exon.
AUGAUAACAAUAUCGACAGUCUGUGUCUUCAUUGGAGUGGCCUCGGGCCUCCCUGACCUCCGCCAGCGGCGCGACUCUUCGCCGGAGUUCUUCGAGCUGCCCUCCAACGCCUCCCUGGUUCUGGGCGGCAUCAACACGGGCUUCGACUGCGCUGACCUCCCCUACGGCUACUACGCCGACGAGGCCAACAACUGCGCCCUGUUCCACGUGUGUCUGCCCUACAUCGACCACAACGUGUACAUCUCCCGCCACUUCUCCUUCAUGUGCGCGCCUGGUUCCAUCUUCGACCAGGAGCGCCUCGUCUGCGACUUCCCCGAGAUGUCUCUCCCCUGCUCCGAGGCGGCCAACUUCAGGAGUUCCAACGCUUACUUUGGCCGCGAAGAUGUUAACUUCCUCGAGGAGUAGCGGAUUCAAGGUCAUAUGCGCUCACCUUUGUGUUUUUAUGCAAGACAUUUCGAACUGUAAAGCAUUGUAUCGUCACAUGAAAUGGACCUGAUGGUCAUAUCUAAAAUUCACCAAGUGUUUCAUGA